UGUACUUGUAUGAAUUCUAUGUUUCUGGGACCUAUUCUCGUGUAAAUUUAAUUUAAUCUAAAUAAUAUGAGUGAAAACAGGAACAGUGAUAAACGUAGAUGUGCUAAAGGAUCCCAAGUAUAUAAACCUGAUAAGCAUGAUUCUGACGAUGAUUCGGAUCCAUACGCAACUGAUGAGGACACUGAAUAUUAUGAACGAACUUCCGACUCUUCAUCCGAGGAGGAAAGGGGCUGUCAUCCCAAUCCUAACAUAUUACAAGAAUCAAAUAGUGACUUAAAGGCGACGUCAUCUUCGGCUCAUGGUAAGGUUUUUAUAUUGUUUAAUUUACGGUGCACAAAAUAACAUAGAUUUUUAGUUACACCUAAGAGAACACGCAAAAGACAAAGAAAAGAAGCAGAAUGGAAAAGAAUGCAGGCAAAGAAAGCAAGAACAAGUGGCAAAGAAUAUAAAACGAAUAAAACUAAAACUAUCAAAAAAAGGGAAAUUAAGUUUUGGGAGCACAAUUGCAGGUACGACUGCAUGAAAAUAUCAGAAAAUGACGCACUAGGUAUUUUUACCAAGUUUUAUGAACUGCAGACUUAUGAUUUACAAACAAAUUACAUUGGUUCCUGCAUCAAGAAAUUCGCUCCCAAGCGAGUAAAAGGUGGGGCACACUCUCACAAAGAAUUUGUCACCCGUAUACUCCUGAUGGGCUUUAGAGUCUGCAAGACGUUCUUUUUGAAACUGUUAGGAAUAACUAAUCGGAGAUUUAAUACGGUGUGUAAUAAACUGUCCAAUGAAGGAUUUUUGCAAGCAGAUCAACGUGGCAAACAUCCACCAUCCAACAAAAUGAGUAAACAGAGACGUGAUGACGUCAUUUCACACAUCAAAAUGUUCCCGAGAUAUAAAAGCCAUUACUCUCGAUUACAAAAUUCUGCCUCCAGAUAUCUAGCUACUGAUCUAAAUAUCAAAAAGAUGUACAGCCUUUAUCUUGAAUGCUGCUCAGAAUUAAACAAAUUACCGGUAAAGGAAACAUACUAUAGGCAUAUUUUUUGUACCGAGUUUAAUUUAAAAUUCCAUAAGCCUCACUCAGAUACAUGCGAUUGGUUGAACAAUUUAAUAAAAAAUGGUCCCAGUAUCGAAUAUAUUAAGCAGCUGCCUCCAGAAGUUAAACAUCUAAUCGCCUAUUCUGAUUCUUGUGGGGGACAGAAUAAAAAUAAAAACAUAGCUAAGCUAUUUAUGUAUCUGGUUCAAUGUACCAAUCUGGAAAGAAUAGAUCACAAAUUUUAUGAACCUGGGCAUUCAUACAUGGAGUGCGAUAGAGCUUUUGGGCAAAUUGAAAAAAGAAAGAAGAAAUACCCUCAUGUAUUUAUACCUGAUCAUUGGGUUGACAUUAUUAAAAAAACAAGCAAAAAUUUCACUGUGACAUGCAUGAGUGGUGACGAUUUUCUCUCAUUCCAAUAUCUUCAUGACAACAUAAAAGAUCCAAAGAAAGAUGAGGAAAACAAAAUAUUCAGAUGGCGUCAAAAUGUGUGGUUUACUUAUAAAAAGGAUGACUUUUUGAAGUUUUCUUUCAGGAUAUCAAGAAAUGAAAGCUGGGCUCCCAUUUACACCGAAAAUUGCUCUAAGCUAAAAAAGGGAAGACCAACCUUCACAUUGGAAAACCUCAAUAGCAAACUCUACAAGAAUGCAUUAAAAAUUUCAUAUGAAAAGUAUGAGAAUUUAAGGACAUUAUUAGACUAUAUACCGCCUUGCCAUCACCAAUUUUAUGUUGAUUUGCCUCAUGAGGGUAAAAAAGGCAAGAAAGGGAGAAAAACAGCUAAUCCAACCGAGGUAGAUAUACCGCCAACUCCCGAGGUAGAUCUAGAUAUACUGCCAACUCAGGCAUCAGAAAUCGAAAGUGAUACAGACAACAAUUUUACGGACCUGUUGGACUCGGAUUAUGAUGAUUAA
Messenger RNA from Psylliodes chrysocephalus, 1932 nucleotides. NCBI's taxonomy places the organism in Eukaryota, Metazoa, Arthropoda, Insecta, Coleoptera, Chrysomelidae. The record is from the annotation of a GenBank genome assembly.